Messenger RNA from Strongylocentrotus purpuratus (purple sea urchin), 1261 nucleotides. RefSeq names its product ribosome biogenesis protein BRX1 homolog (gene brix1). Gene Ontology annotation, cellular component: nucleolus. The coding region runs from base 133 to 1107 and encodes 324 amino acids. The transcript is spliced from 9 exons. The record is from RefSeq and is a predicted model, not a curated record. Lineage: Eukaryota; Metazoa; Echinodermata; Echinoidea; Camarodonta; Strongylocentrotidae. Gene Ontology annotation, molecular function: rRNA binding. Gene Ontology annotation, biological process: ribosomal large subunit assembly; rRNA processing.
GGUCCGGGGAGAAAGAAGGAGAGGGCGAGCAUUCCAAUAUGGCGGCGAUGUUCUCUGUUGACCUCAAGCACCAUUGAGUUAACGUUAUCAUGCGUAGAUCGCGGUACAAAAUAUACAGCGCGGGUGCAAUCCAUGUUUAGAAGGUCAGUUGUGAAAAGCAGCACGCACGUGAAAAUGGGGAAAAGAAAGAUCGCUCAAAAAAUUGUUGAAAGCAAGAAAAAGAGGAAAAGGAAUGACCCGAUACACAAGACACAGCAAAAUGCAGAAAAAGCUGCCAAAGCUGGGCCAGUGGCCAGAUGGACAAACAAAGAAAGGACACUGAUUUUUGCAUCUAGAGGAGUAUCCUAUAGAGGGCGUCAUCUCAUGAAUGAUCUCCGCACUCUGAUGCCUCAUUCCAGAGCAGAUUCGAAAAUGGACCGAAAAGACAAUUUCUUCCUUAUCAAUGAGGUCUGUGAAAUGAGAAACUGCAACAAAUGUUUGUUCUUUGAAGCAAGAAAGAAGAUGGAUCUGUAUCUGUGGGCAGCUAACAUUCCUCAUGGACCAUCUGCAAAGUUUCUCGUAGAAAACAUUCACACAAUGGCAGAGAUGAAGCUGACAGGGAAUUGCCUGAAGGGGUCACGACCUCUCUUAUCCUUUGACCCCCAGUUUGAUGAGUCUCCUCAUUUCGGUGUCCUCAAAGAAUUGUUCAUUCAAAUAUUCAGUACUCCCUAUCUCCAUCCUAAGAGCCAGCCAUUUAAUGACAAUGUCUACACAUUCACUAUUCUGGACAACCGGAUAUGGUUCAGAAACUAUCAGAUAGUAGAGGAGGAUGGAUCCCUGGCAGAGAUUGGUCCUCGUUUAGUUCUCAAUCUCAUCAAGAUCUUCAGUGGAAGCUUCCGUGGACCUACUCUCUAUGAAAACCCCAAUUAUGUCUCACCAAACCAGCAUCGUACACUGAUAAAGAAGCAAGCAUCGUUGAAAUACCAGAACAGGGUUGAAGCACGGAUGGGUCAGAUGGAGAGGAAGGAGACAGAUACAUACAAGAUGGACACCCUGGAUGAGGUGUUCCAUACCAUCAAACCAGAGGAUGCUAAAGGAGCUGAAAAGAUGACGUUCUUCAGGAAGUGAUGAAGACGGAAAGUUCAGUACCAAGAACUGUUGCGUCCAUUGAGAGAGAAGGAACUCAAUAUUGUACAGCCAACUUGCUGUAGCGACCACCUGUAUAGAAAGAUCAGCUGUCUAUAGAGACCACAUUUUCUGUUUUCCAUGAAUACUGUGUCUC